Molecule: messenger RNA, 2346 nt
Organism: Musa acuminata AAA Group (dessert banana)
Lineage: Eukaryota; Viridiplantae; Streptophyta; Magnoliopsida; Zingiberales; Musaceae
Product: protein NUCLEAR FUSION DEFECTIVE 4-like
Exons: 3
Coding region: 386-2170 (594 amino acids)
Cellular component (GO): membrane
Source: RefSeq, a predicted model, not a curated record
GGUUCCUAGAUUCUAUAAGAUCUCAUUGCCGCUGCUUCUUCACCACCAGCUUGCCAGCUUUCUCCUUUUCUGAGAGAAGAAUAUAAGAGAGGAAGAAAGUUCCUGUUUUGGAGCUUUGAUCCCAGUGUUUUGCUUGAGAAUCACACAGAAAAGGCCAAAAGAUCGCAUCUUUACAUGGCUUGUAGUUUGGAUUUCUUCUCUUCCGAAGCUAUCAAAUCCAGGUAAUCAAGGAGGAAAGAGAAGAAUAUCCACACUUGAGCUCCAAAAAGGAAGAAAGAACCCGACUUGAUCACUUUCCCUCGUUGUUCCUGAACCAGGCACCGUUGGUAAACGGGUAAAGGUCCCACCUUUGACUCGAUUGCUCAACCUAGCGAGGCGAGGAACGAUGGACAGGCUCCAAGGAAACCUGCAGUCCUUCUUCCACAACAGAUGGUUGGUGUUUGUGGCGGCAAUGUGGAUGCAGUCCUGGGCCGGGAUCGGCUACUUGUUCGGCAGCAUCUCGCCGGUGAUAAAGAGUUCCAUGGGCUACAACCAGCGCCAGAUCGCCAGCCUCGGCGUCGCCAAGGACCUCGGCGACAGCGUCGGGUUCCUCGCCGGCACCCUCUGCGAAAUCCUUCCCCUUUGGGUCGCUCUCCUCAUCGGCGCGCUGCAGAACUUGAUCGGCUAUGGAUUGGUUUGGCUCGUCGUGACACGACAAGUGCCGGUUUUGCCUCUCUGGGUGAUGUGCAUUCUGAUCUUUGUUGGCAACAAUGGAGAGACAUACUUCAACACUGCUGCCUUGGUUUCUUGUGUGCAAAACUUCCCUAAGAGCAGGGGACCUGUGGUGGGCAUCCUGAAGGGAUUUGCCGGUCUAAGUGGUGCUAUUUUAACUCAAUUAUAUGCUAUGAUCCACAUCCCGAAUCAUGCGGCUCUCAUUUUUAUGGUCGCAGUUGGGCCGACCAUGGUGGUGAUGGCCUUGAUGUUCAUCGUGAGACCUGUUGGGGGUCACAGACAAGUGAGGCCUUCUGACGAUUACAGCUUUAGCUUCAUCUACAGUGUGUGCUUGAUUCUGGCUGCUUAUCUGCUGGGUGUCAUGCUCCUCGAAGAUCUAAUCGACUUGAGCCGAACUGUGAUCACCACGUUUACUCUCAUUUUGAUCCUUAUUCUUUUAGUCCCUGUAGCAAUACCUGUGCUCUUGACGUCGAGUUCCUCCGAAGACCCUGCAGCCACUCGAGAGAGUCUUUUACCUGAGAAUACGAAAGGAGGAGGGGGAGGAGUCGGAUCCCAGGAACAAGCUGAGGUUAUUCUGAGCGAGGUUGAAGACGAGAAGCCUAAGGAAGUCGACUCGCUUCCUGAAUUAGAGAGGCAGAAAAGAAUUGCGCAGUUGCAAGCAAGACUGUUUCAGGCUGCAGCCGAAGGAGCUGUGAGAGUCAGGAGGAAAAGAGGACCACGUCGGGGAGAGGACUUCACGCUGUUACAAGCUCUAAUUAAAGCAGAUUUCUGGCUAUUGUUCUUCUCUCUGCUGUUGGGAUCAGGAUCUGGUCUGACGGUCAUCGAUAAUUUGGGUCAGAUGAGCCAAUCUUUGGGUUAUGAGGACACUCAUAUUUUUGUCUCCAUGAUCAGCAUUUGGAAUUUUCUUGGACGUAUCGGUGGAGGUUAUGUUUCUGAGAUCAUCGUCAGGAAUCGGGCGUAUCCGAGGCCUGUAGCGCUGGCAGUAGCUCAGGUUCUGAUGGCACUCGGACAUUUUUGCUUUGCAAUGGCUUGGCCACGGGCAAUGUACAUCGGCACUCUGCUCAUUGGGCUCGGAUAUGGUGCGCACUGGUCUAUCGUGCCAGCUGCUGCCUCUGAACUGUUUGGCUUGAAGAACUUUGGAGCACUGUACAAUUUUCUCACCGUCGCAAAUCCAGCAGGUUCAUUAGUGUUCUCUGGUCUGAUUGUUAGUGGUAUGUAUGAUCACGAAGCCGAGAAACAAGCUCGAAAUCGACAUAGUUCGUCAGCCUUCUUGUUUGGAAGAAUGCUCGAUGCAGCAAGCUUCAGCGAGGAGAAGACACUCCAGUGUGAAGGAGCCAUAUGCUUCUUCCUUUCUUCCUUGUUGAUGUCGGGACUCUGUGUCGUCGCAGUGAUCUUGAGCAUGAUUCUUGUGCACAGGACCAAGGUCGUCUAUGCCAGUCUCUACGGAAAUGGUACGUGAGAUCCUGAUUCAUUUUCCUGGAGUGUUGUGUCUGCUUCCAAGUAGUCGUGGCCUACUGCUUGAGUUUCGAUUUGUCGGUCGUAUCGUUGUAUUUAUUCUGUGCAAAAGUGAAUAAGUAUUGUGUAAAACGCUUGUGCAUAGCUUCUGAUGUUCCAAACCAUCUACACUUGAGUUUU